GGCCGAGGCCGGCGGCGCGGCGAAGCGCCCCGCCCGCGGGGCGCCCCCGCCUCGCUCCGCGAAGCGGCGGCCGGCCCCGGAGGCGGAGGCGUACGUGCUCUCGUCCAGGCUGGGCGACUCGGCGCCGCAGAAGACCCAGGCCCUGCUGGGAGAGUACACGGCGCAGGGCAGCAACCAUGGGAGGAGGACGUUCUUCCGGCCCGGCGGGAGCGGGCCGGUGUGGCUCUACUACUGGGACGACCGCGACGGCGAGAGCGCCAGCGGCUGGUGGCUCGGCGAGAAGGUGGGCGGCGCAGACGUCUACGGCUUCUCCGCGCAGCACUCGCGGACCCCGCCCUCGGGGGGCUGGAAGGUGCCGCACGACGAGCGGCUGCAGCGGGACGUGCGGCUGCUCCCGAAGGGUCGCGAGGAGGAGGCCGACAUGCCCGCCGAGGAGCGUCUGGAGCUCGUCCGCGGCAUGGUUGCCGAUCUGGAGGGUGCAGUAUCUAAGGCGCUGGAGGCGGCGCAGGGGGUGCUCGCCGCAGAGAACGGUGCCCUCGAGGAGGGCGUGCGCGCCGCGGUGGAGCAGCUGACCGCUCGCAAGGGCGACGUCGAGCAGGCCCAGCAGCGCUUGGAGCGGCACAUGCAGGCCUCUAGCGACCAGGGCGACGGCCCGGAGGUGGAGGCGGAGCUGGUGUCGCAGCGGGAGCGGCUGAGUGGAUUGCUCGACCGCGCCCGCCCCGAGCUGGACAGGGCACAGGAGCGGCUCGCGAGCCUGGAACAGCAGGCCUCCGAGGAGCGAGACGCGGAGGCGGUGGCAGAGGCCCUGCCAGGAGCCAUGGAGAUGGUGUCCGCGGCCGAGAUGGCGGCCGAGGCCGCCGCCAGCGACGAGGGGGCAGCGCGGGCUCGCGCCAAGAUCGAGCAGGCCUGCCUCAGGGUAAACGCCCUGCUCGCGGCUGCCGAGUCUUUCGCGCCGCUGGCGCGCGAGGUCGCCGUGCGAGAGCUGAAGGCGCUCCGCGGGCGAUGCAGCGCGGCGGAGGAGAGGAUGGCGCUGUGGGAGGGCGGCGGCACCAGCGCGACGGCUCCGCUGGGGGAGGACAGGGCCGAUGCGUCUGCGGACGCCGGCUCCCUGGAGGACGCCACAGAGGGCGUCGAGGCGGGCGCGCGGCAGGCCCUGAGCGCAGCGCGCGACCUGGCGGAGGGGGGCGGGGCGGGCGCGGAGGCCCUGCGGGCCUGCGUCGGGCUGCUGCAGGAGCAGGCCUCCCGCGCGGCGGCCGUGCAGGCCAGGCUCUCGCGGGCGCUGCGCGGCGAGGGCGCGGGCGAGGCCGCGGCGGCCCUGGGGCCGCGGCUGGAGGCGGCCCGCGCGCAGCUGGAGAGGGAGCUGGCGGCGGUGCAGCAGAGGGCUCGGGCGAAGGA
Messenger RNA from Prorocentrum cordatum, 1395 nucleotides. Lineage: Eukaryota; Dinophyceae; Prorocentrales; Prorocentraceae. The record is from the annotation of a GenBank genome assembly.